AGUGGAAGGAAUCUUGACUGUGACGGUAAAGUUGCUGACGAAAUCGGAGCCUCGGUCAACACUCCGCACUUUUGACUAAUUUCACGGCUCGCAUUUGGUAAGCCGAACAAACACAUAAUAUCAAAGUCUUUUGCUCCAGAUUUCAAGGAUAAAAAUGCCCUCAACGACGCGACGAGAUCUGCUGUCUGCCGCUCUAGGCUUCUGCAACACCUUCGCAGACCAAAAGCCUCCCGAAGAGAUUUUUAGCCACUUCUCUGCCUCCGAUGACGUCCUUGCUCUCGAACAUGGCCUGCCGCAACUAGCGGCAUUUCUGGGGCGAGAGUUUAGGGGGCAGACUGGCCUCAAAGAGUACUUCCAGCUCUUGUCAUCCAAUCUCAAAUACGAGAAUAUGCGCUUCAGUAAUUUCGUGGUCGACCCAGACGUCCUGAAAGUAUCGUGUCGCGGAGAGGCUAGGUUCACCUGGACCAGUACCGGACAGAGCUGGGAUGAGGUGUUUACAUAUGCGCUUGAGUUCGAUAAGGACAACAAGGUCAAGGUGUACGAGAUAUGGGCGGACUCAGGCGCGGCUUAUCUGGCAAGUAAGGGUCAGCUCAAGCAGUAGACAAAAAGCUCUCGGUCAAAUACUGUGGACUUCAAUGCAACGACUGGCGGCUUCCAGCCACCAAACAACACCUGUUCGAGCAUCACCUCAUCCUCGGGUCCAGUACAAAUCGUACGUCGACGAGCAUUUCCUUAUCAUCCUCGUCGAACUUCAGACUAUAGAUGGUCUUCUGAAAGCUCUUGAC
This is a messenger RNA of Exophiala viscosa, 785 nucleotides long. Its product is annotated as transcription elongation factor S-II. The transcript has a single exon. Lineage: Eukaryota; Fungi; Ascomycota; Eurotiomycetes; Chaetothyriales; Herpotrichiellaceae. The coding region runs from base 155 to 601 and encodes 148 amino acids. The record is from RefSeq and is a predicted model, not a curated record.